Molecule: messenger RNA, 807 nt
Organism: Guillardia theta CCMP2712
Lineage: Eukaryota; Cryptophyceae; Pyrenomonadales; Geminigeraceae
Exons: 8
Coding region: 1-807 (268 amino acids)
Source: RefSeq, a predicted model, not a curated record
AUGCCGCUGAAGCUACGGGGUCCGGCCGGGGCUGGCAAGAGGAUUUCUUUGUGCCGAAAGGGAGGAUCCUUUGCUCUCAAAGCUGUAGAGAGCGGAAUGGAAGAGAAAGAUAUUAGCACGAACGAAGUUCAGUUCAUAGACUCGUCAGAGCGAUGUCUUGUAGUUCUGCCCAUCGAGGAGGACGUGAAAAGCAGGAACAUCGAAUGCGAGAUCACGAAGAACAUCAUCUUCCUCUCUGUCAACGGGAAUCGCAUCCUGGACGGAGAGAUGUGGUCAAGUGUAAAACUGGACGACAGCUACUGGGAGAUCGACGAGUAUGGAGGAUACGAUCGCUGUAUCGUCAUCCGCCUGGUAAAGUCACAACCAGGAGCAUGGCCGCUCCUCCUGAAACAAGAUUACGAUCCCAACGCGGCCGACUGGGCGGACAGACAAGUCGUCAGCAGGAAGGAGGUGAGCAAAGAGGACGUGGAGAAAGCGCUCCAGCUGCUCGUGGCACUGAUGAAGCCCUCCUUGCUGGAAUUGCCUGCAGUUGCGGAAAAAGAGGAGGAGCGGGAGGGAACAGAGAACGAGGAGCUGGAUGAGCCGAAGGUGGCUUGGAAGAAUGCGGUGGAUGAAACGAUUGAGGAGGAGUGGGAAGACGCGGCGAGGUCGUACAGAGAGGCGCUGAGCAAUGGGGGAACUCCCGAGAAUAUCAUGGAGAUGUUGAAGUCAACACAGAUGAUGCUGACGGGGAUGAUGAUUAUGCUAUGGGGUGAUGAGGACAAGUGGGAGAUGGAGACAGAGAAUGAGGAGGACUGGGAGAAGUAG